UUCUUGUUAAGUUGACUAAUGAUAGGAGAGAUAAUCACUGUACGUCAAUCAUUUUGACUCGCUUAUUUUUUGCACUAGCAGCUUCCAAGUAAUUGUUAUUGUAAUACGUCUUGUAGUAGAAUCGUAUAUAAAUAAUACCGAGAUGAAUGAGGAAUACGAUGCUGUAGUGUUGGGCACAGGCCUGAAAGAAUGUAUUUUAAGUGGCAUGCUGUCUGUGUCCGGUAAAAAAGUGUUGCAUAUCGAUCGCAAUAAGUAUUACGGCGGAGAAUCGGCAUCUAUAACACCCUUAGAUCAGUUAUUUACACGUUUUGGUGUACCAGCCCCUGAUGAAAGCUAUGGUAGGGCACGCGACUGGAAUGUUGAUCUUAUUCCUAAAUUUCUUAUGGCGAAUGGUUUGCUUGUCAAACUUUUGAUACACACUGGAGUGACGAGAUAUUUAGAAUUCAAGUCGAUCGAAGGAAGCUAUGUAUACAAAGGAGGAAAAAUUUCAAAAGUUCCAGUGGAUCAAAAAGAAGCCUUAGCAUCAGACUUAAUGGGCAUGUUUGAAAAAAGACGAUUUCGCAAUUUUUUGAUUUAUGUUCAAGAUCUGCAAGAAGAUGAUCCAAAGACAUGGAAAGAUUUUGAUCCAGUAAAUUCUAACAUGCAAGCUUUGUAUGACAAAUUUGGAUUGGACAAAAAUACACAAGAUUUUACUGGGCAUGCUCUUGCUCUGCACAGAGAUGAUGAUUACCUUAUGUUUCCUGCUAUAAACACAAUCCGUAGAAUUAAAUUGUAUUCAGAUUCAUUAGCACGCUAUGGAAAAUCACCUUACUUGUAUCCUAUGUAUGGGUUAGGAGAGCUUCCACAAGGAUUUGCUAGACUUUCUGCUAUUUAUGGGGGGACAUACAUGCUUGACAAACCAAUUGAUGGGUUAGUUUAUGGUGAAGGUGGUAGAGUUAUUGGUGUACGAUCUGGAGAAGAAGUUGCGAAAUGUGGACAAGUAUAUUGUGAUCCUACCUAUGUACUUGAAAAAGUAACUAAAAAGGGUAAAGUGAUACGUUGCAUAUGUCUGAUGGAUCACCCUGCUCCAAACACUCGUGAUGCACUUUCUACUCAAAUAAUCAUUCCACAAAAACAAGUCAACAGAGGUUCUGACAUUUAUGUAUCUGUUAUUAGUUUCACCCAUCAAGUUUCGGCUAAAGGAUGGUUUAUAGCAAUGGUAUCUACAACAGUAGAAACAGAUAAUCCAGAAGCAGAAAUUAAACCAGGGCUUGACCUUCUUGGCCCCAUUAAACAAAAAUUUGUAUCUAUUUCUGAUUAUUACAUACCCGUGGACAAAGGAGAACAAAGUCAAGUUUUUAUAUCAGAGUCUUAUGAUGCUACAACACAUUUUGAGACCACUUGCUUAGAUGUGUUAGACAUAUUCAAACGAGGAACUGGGGAAGAGUUUGAUAUUUCAAAAAUCAAAUUAGAAUUAGGAGAUGAAGAACAAUAAAUAUUCAACAUGGUGGGUGAAGAUGAUUGUUUUAUUAUCUGGAAAUACCCGUUAAUAAAUGAAUAUUAGUGUACUUUCCUACUUGAU
This is a messenger RNA of Ctenocephalides felis (cat flea), 1561 nucleotides long. It is a transcript of the gene Gdi, whose product is annotated as rab GDP dissociation inhibitor beta. Gene Ontology annotation, cellular component: cytoplasm. The record is from RefSeq and is a predicted model, not a curated record. Gene Ontology annotation, molecular function: Rab GDP-dissociation inhibitor activity. The transcript has a single exon. The coding region runs from base 143 to 1474 and encodes 443 amino acids. Gene Ontology annotation, biological process: protein transport; vesicle-mediated transport; small GTPase-mediated signal transduction. Lineage: Eukaryota; Metazoa; Arthropoda; Insecta; Siphonaptera; Pulicidae.